UCCGGGAGGAUGACUAGGGAGCCAGGAAGCGGUGAGAUGGGAUAAGGACUGCGCUCAAGAAUCGCUUUUGCGGCUGGAAACCAAGCGAGAGGAAUGUGACAACCGCAGCCUCACGCCUUCAAUUCUUGCCUUCCCUGCUCAGGAGGGUGAAGGGGGACCUUGAUUCCCAGUGGCGGGGGUGUGCAGUGAGUAGGUCGGCCGCUCUGCACCUAUCUCUGCCCGGAGUCCCGAGGCGCUGGCCACGGUGCUGAAAGCAAUGCUCUCGGAGGAGGGAGGGAGGAGGAGCCGGGCCGCGCGAGGGGGGCGGAGCUCUCUGGUGCUCUCAGCUGGCAUUGGGGGCGGGGCAGGGCGGCGCCAGCAGGCCCGGGACCACGGCGGGUUUGAGAGGAGGUAGGAGACAGGAGACAGCCCGGCUAGAGCAAGAGGGGACACAGUCACCUGGACAAGCUUCCCCUGAAGAGGCCAAGGUCAUCUUCCCCGUCCUAUUAGUCCUCUUUUUUCUACCUUGGAGGGAGCCUUACCUUGUGCCCUGACCUCCGCCUUCUCUCCAAACUUGGCUGAGGGGUGACCCACUUCCGGGCCUCCAUCCAUCUGCAAAGCCACUUCCAGCCCACAAGUCCCCAGCCCAGGACCCAGUGCCGUCACCAUGGUGAAGUUGCUGCCUGCCCAGGAGGCAGCCAGGAUCUACCAUACCAACUAUGUGCGGAACUCGAGGGCCGUAGGUGUGAUGUGGGGCACACUCACCAUCUGCUUCUCCGUGCUGGUCAUGGCGCUCUUCAUCCAGCCCUACUGGAUAGGUGACAGCGUCAGCACACCCCAGGCAGGCUACUUUGGCCUUUUCUCCUACUGCGUGGGCAACGUGCUGUCGUCUGAGCUUAUCUGCAAGGGUGGCCCGCUGGACUUCUCCUCCAUCCCCUCUAGAGCCUUCAAGACUGCCAUGUUCUUCGUGGCCUUGGCCAUGUUCCUCAUCAUCGGCUCCAUCAUCUGCUUCAGCCUGUUCUUUGUCUGCAACACGGCCACUGUCUACAAGAUCUGCGCAUGGAUGCAGCUGGCUGCGGCCACAGGCCUGAUGAUUGGCUGCCUGGUCUACCCAGAUGGUUGGGACUCAAGUGAGGUACGGCGCAUGUGCGGGGAGCAGACCGGCAAAUACACACUGGGCCACUGCACCAUCCGCUGGGCCUUCAUGCUGGCCAUCCUCAGCAUUGGAGACGCCCUCAUCCUCUCCUUCCUGGCCUUUGUGCUGGGCUACCGCCAGGACAAGCUGCUCCCUGACGACUAUAAGGCCGAUGGACAAGAGGAAGCCUGAAGCAACAGGAGUGUUGGUCAUCUAUUUCCCUGACAAUGGAAAAUGAGGGAAUCAAAUUCUUCAGAAACAGAAACUUGUUCCUUCCAUGCUUCCCUGUAUCUGCUGCUCUAGGCCUGAAAUCCUGAAGCCUUUCAUUAUAGGAUGCCAAUCUCCUGAGACAAGACCUCUUACUGUAUCGGGAAAACUCCAGCAAGGAAGAACUGCAGUGACCACAUACAAGAUGUUCAGAGACACGUGUUUAACUCUCCUGACUGGGGACCCACUUUCGCUUCCUAUCCUUUCACACCAGCAAAUUGCUUUACCCUCUUGAGGCCUCUCCGUAAAAUGAGAGCAGGAUGAGUCUAUGUCUAGGGGCCUCCCAGGUGCAUAGAACAGCCUCACUUCAAAUUCUUUCUACAGGAACAUGUCUGAUUUCAGAACUAUCCAUCAAGGAUCGAUGAACGGCUGGCCAGUUAUUCAGGGUAACAUGUUUACGAGUUAAAUGGAUUGCAUAAUUGCACCACUUUUUCCUUUGCCUUUGUUGGUAGAUAAAUGACAGAAUCUAGAUUCCAAUCUCCUGUAAAGGAAGUUGGCUACCUAACAGUCUCAUCGGUGCUUUGCUAGUAGAGCCUCAAGUUGCACCUCCUCGGCUUUCUGUAAAUCAGAGUCCUGUAGCCGCUUCUGGAGAAUGCUGUAAUCCCCAAGGCCCACUUGGUCCGUGCAGAACAAGCAGCUGUGACCCCAAUCCUGUCCCUCUUUUGCUUUUCAAUAUGAUCCGAGGAAUAUAUGUAAUGUCUAGGGCAAGUCUAGGAGAGGCCCAUCCUAAAAUAAUAUUCACAACGCCUUUUCUCAUUAAAAAAAAAAAAAAAAAGCCUCAAGUACAUUUCAAU
Molecule: messenger RNA, 2175 nt
Organism: Globicephala melas (long-finned pilot whale)
Lineage: Eukaryota; Metazoa; Chordata; Mammalia; Artiodactyla; Delphinidae
Gene: LHFPL5
Product: LHFPL tetraspan subfamily member 5
Biological process (GO): sensory perception of sound; detection of mechanical stimulus involved in sensory perception
Cellular component (GO): plasma membrane
Source: RefSeq, a predicted model, not a curated record